UCCGCAGCUUCGGAACCUGCCUGCUCUGCCGUUGCCCUUGCCACCGCCACCGCCACAGCCACCGCUAUUACCACCUCCGCCGCUGCCUCCUUGGCGCCGCCCUCCUCCGCGUCUGCCUCCAACUCCACUCACUUCACGCCCUCUGUCGCGUGUUUGGCAUCCUCCGCGGGCCUUGGGCGCAGGCAUGGCGGACAGCGGCGGCGGCGGGGGAACGGGCGCGGUGGGCGGCGGCGGAGCAGGCCAGGCCUCUACCGGGGCCGCGACGGGUGCGUCGGGGGCCGGCGGGAGCGGCGGCCCCAUCAACCCGGCCUCGUUGCCUCCCGGGGACCCGCAGCUCAUCGCCCUCAUUGUGGAGCAGCUCAAGAGCCGAGGUCUGUUUGACAGCUUCCGCCGGGACUGCCUGGCCGACGUGGACACCAAGCCAGCCUACCAAAACCUGAGGCAGAAAGUGGAUAACUUCGUGUCCACGCAUCUGGAUAAGCAAGAGUGGAAUCCUACAAUGAACAAGAACCAGUUGCGGAAUGGCCUGAGGCAGAGCGUGGUUCAGUCAGGGAUGUUGGAAGCUGGGGUAGACAGGAUUAUUUCUCAGGUGGUGGAUCCAAAACUAAACCACAUCUUCAGACCCCAGAUUGAACGAGCGAUACAUGAGUUCUUGGCGGCCCAGAAGAAAGAAGCGGUGCCGGCGCCCCCUCCAGAGCCUGAGAGCCAGGAGCCUCCAGCUCCAAACCAGGAUGCCUCCUAAGAAUGUGCCUGACACCUUUUGAAAACUCCAUUUAAUUCUGGUGAAGGAGUGGAUUCAGUUACGUAAAAGAACAACUUCCAAAUGGAGAUGGGCCACACUCACCACUGAUCUCCGGAUUUCAGCCUUGACUGGGGCAGCGUCCGGAUGGAAGAGGGAGCUGUCGGGCAGUCGGGGAGUUGACUGUGUGCCCCUGCAUUGUGCUGCCACUGGCCUGGCUGUACACGACUCUGACACACAGGAGACACUACAGAGAUGCAGAGAAACACUACAGCAACCUCAGUUGCCCUGAAGCAAACUCACAUACUUGAACAUGGAGACUGCGUGGCUUUUAGGGUUUGCACUCUGGGAUACACAAAAGCUACAGUGAGUGAAUAUGUCUCAAAGAUAACGUCAAAGGCUAAUGGCAGUGCAGGUUACCUGGGAGCAGGUAUUUGGUGGUGCUUACUUGGUGUCUGAGUUGCAAACUAGAAUGCACAAAUCAUUAGCACCAAAUAGCUUUAAAGUUAUCGUGACGUGUCAGUCUUCUAGCCAGUUUCCUUUGCCUAUACAAGAUGACAACGUGGAAUCCUGGAAUGUGUGCAGAAGCCCAGACGGGGUGGGGGAACCGGUUGCAAGCUCCGCCCAGGGCAUCUUCCUGGCCUACAGGGCCUGGUGUGUCUUGGGUGUUUAUCUUAUUCUCACAGUUGUUUUUUAGAAAACUGAAUGAUCCAUAAGUGGUACAAGUUUUAUAAUAAAAUCAUUUGCUACUUUAA
Molecule: messenger RNA, 1494 nt
Organism: Oryctolagus cuniculus (rabbit)
Lineage: Eukaryota; Metazoa; Chordata; Mammalia; Lagomorpha; Leporidae
Gene: BOD1
Product: biorientation of chromosomes in cell division 1
Source: RefSeq, a predicted model, not a curated record